Candida albicans SC5314 is the source of this 1755-nucleotide messenger RNA. RefSeq names its product protein-lysine N-methyltransferase. Bases 1 to 1755 code for a protein of 584 amino acids. Gene Ontology annotation, biological process: peptidyl-lysine monomethylation. Gene Ontology annotation, molecular function: protein-lysine N-methyltransferase activity. NCBI's taxonomy places the organism in Eukaryota, Fungi, Ascomycota, Pichiomycetes, Serinales, Debaryomycetaceae. The transcript has a single exon. Gene Ontology annotation, cellular component: nucleus. The record is from RefSeq and is a predicted model, not a curated record.
AUGUCGUCUACAUUAUCAAGUAAAGUAGAACCAUUGAAGAACUGGUUGAAUAAAAACUCAUUUUGGCGAGAGGACUUGAUCAUAAAGGAAUCACCUUAUGGAGGAAUUGGGGUGUUCAGUCAAGGUCCGAUCGAUAUCGAAGAAGACCCAUUAUUGUUACGUAUACCGAAAGCCAACUUGUUAGCUCCUAAGAACUCUUAUAUUUAUAAUCUUUUAGUUGAUUAUGAACCUGAAAAUCCCGAUAUCAUACUAUCGGAAGGGAUGUUUGGAUUAGUUCUUACAGUGAUAUAUGAGCUUCAGUGUCAUGAUUCUUCACCAUGGUUUGAAUAUUUACAAACGAUUGAUUUUAAUAAUUCCCAAAUACCCGUAUGUUUAUGGGACACAGUUGAUAAAGAUAAUUCAAAAAAUACCCAAUUGGAUCUAUUGAAUUUCCUUGACCCUCAAGAAUUGAUUGAUUUUUAUGUAGAGGCCAUUAGAUUUGCUCAUAAGAAUCUGGAUACAUUGCCAAUACCGUCAAUAUUAAAUAUAGAUAACCCAGACUUGAGUCCAAAACUAUUGAGUGAGAAACAUAACGAUAAAUUAAUUGAAUUUGGUAAAGUUAUUCAAAGUGUGAUUUCUAGAGCAUUCCUGAUUGAUAAUUAUUACCAGUUGGCAUUAGUUCCUGCAGCAGAUUUAUUCAAUCAUUUAUCACCAAAAACUAAAGAUGGGAAAGUAAUUGAUCGCGAAAAUAUCCACUUUGUUUGUGAUGGAACAGUUUGUGAAGUAUGCGGAGAACAAGAAUGUGAUCAUGAAGAGGAGGGGGAGGUCGUUGAUGACGAUGACGACGACGUCGACAAUAUCGAACAAGAGCCACGGAAAAGCAGUGAUGAUUCUGAAAGUAUCACAUCAAUUAGUAUGGACUAUAUAUAUGAAAUGGAGCAAGACGAAUUGAGUGACGCUGAUACAGAUGUUGAUCCAGAAGAAGCAUCCACAUUAUCCAUGGAAGAAGAGAUUGCAGUUAAUGGAGCGGACCACGAUUUAGCUAAUGAAUUAUCAGAUAGCUCAAAAUGUUGUGAUGUUGUUUUGAUCCGCGAGCCACAAGAACAACAUGAGUUUGAAAUUUUUAAUUCGUACGGUAAUGAACUUUCUAACGCCCAGUUAUUACAAAAAUAUGGAUUUAUAGAUAUGGACGACAACCCCAAUGACACAUGUUUACUUUCAAUUCAAUUUUUCAAGCAAUUGAAAACCUUGAAAGAGAAAUUGGGGAAUCCCAAAAAAGCAAAAGAGUUGGAUCAAAAAAUCGAAUGGUUGGAAGAGAUAGGGUAUGAAUUAAUUAAUGAAAUCAUCAGCGCUGAAGACAUGGAACAUAAUCACGAUGAGGAGGAUUGUCAAGAUGAAAGUUGUGAUCAGAAAGAUGCAGAAGUUAUUUUUCCCGAGUCAUGGCCUCUUUCCAUAUUUGUAAAGAACAUAGAUGGAAGUUGUUCACCACAAACUUAUGCGAUUUUGAAAUUAAUUGAAUUGAAACACCCUUAUUUUGUUCAAAAAUUAGAAGCCAUUGAUAAUGAAAAAAUACUAAUUAAAAACAUUCAAAAAUAUUUGUUGAAUUAUACUGAAAAGGAAUUGAAAUCAUUCAAUAAAACAGUGCUGAAUUGGUGCAAAAAUAGAUUACAAAAGUACCCAGAUUCAAUCAGGUCAAGCAAACAUAGUGAACAGAUAUCAACAAUCAUCAAUCAAGAAAAACGCAUCUUGCAUAAAUUUAUAGACUUACAUAGUUAA